AUGACACGUUCUCCACUCUUUUCCUUACCCCGAGCAUUAUACUUGUUAAUCGCACGUUUUCAGAGCAGAAAUGUGAUUUCUUUUUUCAGUGGGAGGAAACUUCACUCGUUUCGACGUGGUCUUUCCACAAACAACGCUCAACAUCAAAAAUCUCAAACAAGAGAGGAAAAAGAACUUUACCUUCGCUUGACAAAGAGUUUUCGUGAGAAAUUAGUGCUGAAGCCACAAAAGCCCGAAAAUCUAUAUGGAAAAGUCAUAGAAACUUCAAUAUUAGAUACUUUAAAAGUAUUAAGAGGUUCCAAUUCUGGGGAAUCCGAAAAGCUCAUGGUAGACGUUAACUCUUCGAAUCAUGGAAGACUAACAAAAUCAGAAUUAGUAAAACUGGUCAAUAAGAUAAAGGCGUCCACGAUUCUAAAUGAUGUGCAACAACUGAAGAAUAUACACGAGGACAUGAAACAUUUAAACAUUACGGACAUUAACAUUUACAAUAGGAUCCUCCAAGGAUUUAUUUUGUGUAAGGACAUCGAAUUUGCUUCGAGGGUAUAUGAGGAAAUUCGAAAUAAGGACCUUUUGCCUAACAUAAGAACUUUAACCACGCUUCUUAACGCCACGAUGGGCACUCCUUCGGCUCACGAGUAUUUUCAAGAAAUUCAAACCCUCAAGCUCAAAUUAUCAUCAAUUUUUGAUGUCAAUACUAUAUUACGAUAUCACAUCACCCGGAACGACAAUGACUCAGUACAAAGAUUAUGGCAGGAGUUGGUUAACCAAACCCCCAACAUACAGGCGACAUUAAUCAACGAUAAAGGAGAGAGGUUAAAACCCAACUCAUUUUCUUAUUCAUUAUAUACAGGAUUCCUUUGUAAAAAUGGCAUGUUUGAUGUCGCCAUCGAAACCUUACGAACCAUGGAGCACGGAGUUCAGCCGAAUUCAGUAAAUUUUCUACGACAUGUGAUCCAACCCCUUGCACAGAAUAACCAUCCUACGGAAGCUUGGCGAUAUUUGAGUGAUAUUAGAAGGAAAACUGUGCAUCCUCGAAAUAUCUAUUCAAAAUAUUACACUUUCAUUAUCGAAGCCUUCGUUCAGAGGAACGAUCUGAAUUCGGCGGGAAGAGUGUUCGCGGAUAUGGAAGAAAUUGGUGUGGACCUGGACCCCAGAGCAAAAGAGAUAUAUGUUUGCAUACGAGAGGCAUUAAAUGUCAUAAACGAGGAUCCCGAAGAUGAAGCAAUUUUGAACGAAUAUAAAAUUAUUUAA
Molecule: messenger RNA, 1251 nt
Organism: Acaulospora morrowiae
Lineage: Eukaryota; Fungi; Glomeromycota; Glomeromycetes; Diversisporales; Acaulosporaceae
Source: the annotation of a GenBank genome assembly